UCCCCUCCCCCCUCCGUCACACAUCCCUCCUCCUCCUCCUCCUCCCCUCCUGUUUUCCUCUCCCUCUCUCGACUCGCUCUGCCUUCUCCAGUAUUUUCUCGGUCGCCGUCAGAGGCUGAACGCACACACACAGACACACACAGGCGGCAGGAUGUCGAUCAUCAGCAUCGUUGCCAGGGAGAUCUUGGACUCCCGGGGAAACCCCACUGUGGAAGUGGACCUUCGCACAGAAAAAGGUCUGUUCAGGGCCGCGGUGCCGAGCGGAGCAUCCACGGGGAUCUACGAGGCUCUGGAGCUCCGAGAUGGAGACAAGAGCCGCUACAAGGGCAAAGGUGUUUUGAAGGCGGUCGGGCACAUCAACGAUACUCUGGCUCCAGCCCUUCUAGCUUCAGGCAUCAGUGUGGUGGAGCAGGAGCAGCUGGACAACAUGAUGAUCGAGAUGGACGGCACGGAAAACAAAUCUCAGUUCGGGGCCAAUGCCAUCCUGGGAGUGUCUCUAGCCAUCUGUAAGGCCGGCGCGGCGGAGAAAGACGCCCCCCUGUACCGCCACAUAGCCGACCUGGCCGGAAACACGGAGCUGGUGCUUCCGGUUCCGGCCUUUAAUGUUAUAAAUGGAGGCUCUCAUGCAGGAAACAAACUGGCCAUGCAGGAAUUCAUGGUUCUACCGGUCGGAGCCGAGUCUUUCAAGGAGGCGUUGAGGAUAGGAUCGGAGCUCUACCACACGCUGAAGGGGGUGAUUCAGGAGAAAUACGGCCAAGACGCCACCAACGUGGGAGACGAGGGAGGUUUUGCUCCCAAUAUUCUGGAGAACAGUGAGGCUCUGGACCUGCUGCAGACGGCCAUAGAGAAGGCCGGCUUCACAGAAAAGGUGGUGGUCGGGAUGGACGUGGCCGCCUCCGAGUUCUACCGUGAGGGGAAAUACGACCUGGACUUCAAGUCUCCACCCGACCCGGAGCGACACAUCACUGCAGAGGAGCUGGCUGACAUCUACCAGGGCUUCGUCAACAACUACCCAGUGGUGUCCAUCGAGGACCCCUUCGACCAGGACGACUGGGAGGCCUGGUCCCGUCUGACGGCCCAGGUGGGAAUCCAGGUGGUCGGAGACGACCUGACGGUGACCAAUCCGAAGAGGAUAGAGAGAGCUGCAGAGGAGCGAGCCUGCAACUGCCUACUGCUCAAAGUCAACCAGAUCGGAACGGUCACCGAAGCCAUACAGGCGUGUAAACUGGCUCAGGCGAACGGUUGGGGUGUGAUGGUCAGUCACCGUUCAGGAGAGACAGAGGACACCUUCAUCGCCGACCUGGUGGUGGGACUCUGCACUGGACAGAUUAAGACCGGCGCCCCCUGCAGAUCUGAGCGUCUGGCCAAGUACAACCAGCUCAUGAGGAUCGAGGAGGAGCUGGGUGACCAGGCUCGCUUUGCUGGCCACAACUUCAGGAACCCCAGCGCCCUGUGAAGCCGACGCGACAGAGACAGACAGACAGACGAAUGAGACACACACACACACAAAAAACAAACAAACAAAAAAAACACACAAGGAACGAGCCAUGUACAAAAAAAAAAAAAAAAAGAUUCAUGAAAAAGAAAAAACACACACACACAAAAGAAAAAAGAGCCAAGCAAAAAAUAAACAAAUAAAUUUAAAGCUAAAUAAAUUAUGCACUGGACGUAUGAGGAGGGAGAUGAUGCUGUAUGCACACUAACACACUAACACACAAACACACACACACACAAGGAGAUGCAACCCACGCUAAUGCACAUGCAGGGGGGGGGGUCACCACGAGAAUCUAAUAUUCAUAAGCCAGACGUGCACUGUUACUGUAGUUUUAAGGGAAUGGUUCAUGUACAGACCUGCAAAAAAAAAAUAAGUUACUGUAAAAAAAAUAAAAAGAUGAAACCUAGAGAUGCUAUAGAAUAAUGUAGAAGGAAGCACGCAACUGAAAGAGAUGUGA
Mugil cephalus (flathead mullet) is the source of this 1952-nucleotide messenger RNA. Its product is annotated as gamma-enolase. Bases 152 to 1456 code for a protein of 434 amino acids. The record is from RefSeq and is a predicted model, not a curated record. Gene Ontology annotation, biological process: glycolytic process. Gene Ontology annotation, molecular function: magnesium ion binding; phosphopyruvate hydratase activity. Gene Ontology annotation, cellular component: phosphopyruvate hydratase complex. NCBI's taxonomy places the organism in Eukaryota, Metazoa, Chordata, Actinopteri, Mugiliformes, Mugilidae. The transcript has 13 exons.